Molecule: messenger RNA, 736 nt
Organism: Gossypium raimondii (Peruvian cotton)
Lineage: Eukaryota; Viridiplantae; Streptophyta; Magnoliopsida; Malvales; Malvaceae
Product: nuclear pore complex protein NUP214-like
Exons: 3
Coding region: 182-562 (126 amino acids)
Biological process (GO): RNA export from nucleus
Molecular function (GO): structural constituent of nuclear pore
Source: RefSeq, a predicted model, not a curated record
UUCAACAAGAACAGCCAGGAAGUACUUAACCGUGAAUCAAAUUCCCAUUUCUUCUUAACCAUACCCUUCUAAUCCUUGUUUACCUUGUUCCUCCCCCCCCCCCCCCCAACCAAAUGGACCCAGUCAUGUCUAUGAAUAUUAAGCUUCUCCAUGUCUAUGGAUAUACUAGCUCUUUCCACGGAUGAGCGUCUACUUGCUGUUUGUGUCGCCGACAUUAUAUUUAUAUUUGAUGGUCCAGAAUAUGGAACCUAGGUGUUCGAUUCCGUUGCCUCAGGCAGGCUUUAUUAAGGACAUCGUAUGGCGAAGGGCGGCUAAAUAUAAUUUCCUUGUCCUUACAAAGGACGGAAAAUUAUUCCAUGGAAAAUUUCCUGACCCCUCUCUCACAGAACUAAUGGAUGGCAUUGACGCAGUGGAAUCGAGCGACAUAGGCGACAUUGUGGUUGCAAAACAAAACAAGAUCACUGUUUUCUCAUCGGAUUUAAAUGAGAACAUCCGAGUUGUGGCUUGGGGCAAAAUUUUAACGUUGGGGAGCCCGUUGAUAAUUAUUGGGAUUGCAAGAUAAAAGGUAGUUUUAUUAUUCUGUUAAUCUUAGGUUUCUUUUUCAUCAGACUUCCACAUAUGUUUUUUCAUCCAACGCCACCUUGCUUCAACAACAGUUGUGAUAGUUGCCAUCACUUGUCUCAUUUUUGUUCUUCACUGCCUUACACCCUCACAUCAUAUGUUGAUUUUUAACUAA